CGGCGGAGCGGGCGGGGUGGGCUGUCGGCUUCAGGCCUCGUGUCCACCUGCCCACCCGCUCCCACUGCGGUCGGUCGGCGGGGUGUGCGCCGGGCCGGGCCCAUGGCGGCGUCGGCGGCCCUGUCUGCGGCGGCGGCAGCUGCCCUGUCGGGCCUGGCGGUGCGGCUGUCUCGCUCGGCCGCGGCCCGCGGCUCGUACGGCGCCUUCUGCAAGGGGCUCACACGCACGCUGAUCACCUUCUUCGACCUGGCCUGGCGGCUGCGCGUGAACUUCCCCUACUUCUACAUCGUGGCCUCGGUGAUGCUCAACGUCCGCCUGCAGGUGCGGAUCGAGUGAGCGCCCGCGACCACCGCCGCCCGGCCGCGACGGCAGGGGAGCCGGCAUGAGGCGCCGCGGGGCCCGGGGCCGCCGGGACGCGGCGGGGGAAGGAGGAGGGGCGGCCCGGGCCCCCGGACCCUAGACCUCGGCGGAGGUCACUGCCACCGAGCCUCAAGCCCCGGCUCUGGCCACCCACGUCGCGGCCGGUGACGAACUGCACAGAAACUGGCGAAACGGGCCCUUUCCAUCGAACUCGAGAAAAUCACUUGAGUGCGGCCGACCUGUUGCCUCACCUUGGCCGAAGGGGGGAGCGGAAGGAAGAAAUUCUGCAGCAGGAACGUGAAUGACUGGCCCUGACCAAAGAGGCUGGCCCCUGGGCCCAGCAUCGCACGGGAGAGUCUCCUCUGGAUGGGCCUGCAUUGGUCCUGGAGGCCUUGCCUGCGCUGCUGACUGACGCACCAGGAGCGGUGCAGAGGGGAGGCGGGAGAGGCCCUGGCCCUCGCCCCGCACCGGUCCCACGUCUGCUCGGGCGGUGGUUGCUCAUGGUCGAUGCACUCAGAGUUCCUGGGGCUGAGGACCCCAGCAGCCUGCUUGCCCCCAGGACAGAGCGGCCGAGCCUCACACCAUGUGCCCUCCUCAGCUGCCCAGCUGGAGCCGGGUCCCAGGUGAGGAUCUCUGCCUGCCUCACCCCGGGGCUGGAGGCUGCGCCAAGGCCACCACGUGCCGCCCACAGAUGCCCACCGACGGGGCCUGAUGGCUUCCUUCCUUGUGCCAAGUCACCCGGGAGCCCUGGUCCUGGUGGCCCCUCCUCCACCCCAACUGUGUCCACUUCUGGGAGCCUGCCAGCCUGCGGACUGCAUCCACGGAGCUCUGGGGACAGCCUCUGAGAGACUGUGACACGGGGCUGCACGGGAGGAGAGGAGAGACCGUGACACGGGGCUGCACGGGAGGAGAGGAGAGACCGUGACACGGGGCUGCACGGGAGGAGAGGAGAGACCGUGACACGGGGCUGCACGGGAGGAGAGGAGCAGAGGGCGAGGGGCCUCCUUGGGGCUGAUUCGCAGAUGUGCCCCUUUCAAGCCCAGCUCUCACGCCCCGGGUGGCUCGAUCCCCAGCUGCAGCCUCUUGCUGGGCCAGCCUGAGAGUGGCACAGGGGAGGCUCUUCGAUGACCGCGUGGGUGCCCGUGUGUGAGUGCGCGUGUAUGAGUGUGGGCGGGUGUGAGCGUGUGUGUGGGUGCUCGUGCACACACACGAGUGGCUGUGCGUUGCGGCGGGCGCGGAGCUGUUGCGCAGAGUGAGGUGCGCAGGGUGCCCCGUCCUCGCUGGGCUCGGGGCUCAGCCGGAGCUGCCUGGGGCUGCUUCCCAACAGGGAGAAAGCGUGCUGGAGGCCCAGGGGCCCGGGCUCACAGACCCCCUCCCACCCGCAGAGAACCCCGCCAUCGUGGGAGGGGCACGGCGGUGGCCUUGGCUGGGGCUGUCUGCGCUCUGAGGGACUGGCCGUGGGAGGGGCUGGGGACGCGUCCUUAGCAUGCGCUCCUGCCGCCGCUGUUCUUACGGUUCUGGCCUUGAGUACUUAGCUGCCUCUGCUUUCCCACCUCUUCCUCGUCUCCCCCACUGGGCCCUUGCUGCUUGACGGGCUCUCAGAGCACUUUAUUUAUUUGCCGUCUGUUUCUCAGGCAGUGGAGCUUCUACAAAAUCAGACACCGACUUGAAUAAGACAACUUCCACUUUUCUGUGUGUGAUGUACUCUGCACCGGGCAGCAGCGUCUGGUCAGAGAAAUGUUCUUGUUUCGGGUGUCGUCAAAUCUUGUUGUCUGUCUCAGUUAAGAAGAAAGUCCUUUGAGUUCAAUCACAUAAAAACUGGAGGCCUCCUGUUUCUGCCGCCUCGGAGGAGAGAGGGGCCGGCGGCGAGCUCACCCCACUCUGGUGGCCGGGAGCUGGGGGAGGGGAGCACCCCGAGGGCCCUAAGGGGGCGGGGCUGAGGGCGGGGCUGGUGCCGGGUCAGAAGAUGCAGCGAGACCCGACCUGACCCGGACCACUGCUCCCGUGAGGGGAAGGCAGCAGCACAGGCCUGGCCCAAGAGGCGGCACUUUGUCCCAUUCACAAACUUCAUUUGAAUAAACUAACACCUAAGCCUUU
Molecule: messenger RNA, 2457 nt
Organism: Balaenoptera ricei (Rice's whale)
Lineage: Eukaryota; Metazoa; Chordata; Mammalia; Artiodactyla; Balaenopteridae
Product: small integral membrane protein 10-like protein 2A
Exons: 2
Coding region: 103-336 (77 amino acids)
Source: RefSeq, a predicted model, not a curated record